UAUCUAAAGUUCGUCAGUUUGGUAUUCAUUUCAAAUAGAUAAGAUAGUCAUUACAUAUGAAAAUCAACAUGUUUCUCUUUCAUUGCCUGUUGUUUGCUGUAAUUUGUGCUGUUUUGGAGGCUGAACAUUUGGGACCUUCAUCAGAUUAUGAGUCAACAUCGGACGAGUUAAAUGAUGUCCAAGGUCUUCUGAAACGCUUAGUUGCCUUUGAGGAUUAUAUCAAGACACAGGAUCAAUUACAUAGGCAAGAAAUAGAUGACCUACAAAAACAGCUUUCCGGACAAAAAGAUGAGAUCUCAUAUUUAAGUAAGAAAGGCAUUCAACAAGAUCGACUGAUUUCUCAACUGACGAGACGUAUAAAGUUUCAAGAAAAUAAUUGGGACACGAGUUCCCAAACACAAGAAGACGAAAAACAUGCAAAUGCAAUGAAUCUCGCAUCAUCGGGAAAUUCAGGAGAUAGAAUCCGCAGAGCAGAAAAUGAGGUGACUGUUGCAUUUACGGCUGGUCUUACAAAACGUGCACUUCAUGUAGGUGCCCAUCAAAACAUAGUGUUUGACCACGUGGAAACAAAUGUUGGAAACGGUUACAAUCCUCAUCACGGCGUGUUCACUGCACCAGUUCCUGGACUCUAUGUGUUCUAUACAUCUGUCCUAGCUGACAACGAUCGUGAGGUUUGGUGUGAGUUGAUCGUAAAUGGAGCAAUCAAAGCAUCAGUGUAUGCACGUGGUACAGAUGGCCGACAUGACCAAGGUAGCCAAGCCUUAGUUAUUCAGCUUAAGCAAGGGGAUGAUAUCGCUGUGCAAAAUGUUGCUGCUGACGAUGCCAUUUAUGGCGAUCCGACCAUUUAUUCCACUUUUACCGGAUUUCUGCUCCAGCAAAAUUUUUCGGAAGCAGGAAAUGUUGUUGGUUAAAUGUUCUGGUUUAACUCAGAAAAACAUCAAGAAAUUAAAACACAUAGAUUGUAUAACAGUAACAAGUAAUCAAAAUGAAGGAAUUGAGGUUUUUUUAUAAUGUACGUGUAUAUGACAAAUGAAAACGUUUUAUUGUAAUUCUGCGGUCUCCAUUUGAAAUCGAUAUAACAA
This is a messenger RNA of Ruditapes philippinarum (Manila clam), 1082 nucleotides long. Its product is annotated as complement C1q tumor necrosis factor-related protein 3-like. Lineage: Eukaryota; Metazoa; Mollusca; Bivalvia; Venerida; Veneridae. The transcript has 2 exons. The record is from RefSeq and is a predicted model, not a curated record. The coding region runs from base 57 to 911 and encodes 284 amino acids. Gene Ontology annotation, molecular function: protein binding.